AUGGCAAAUCUCCAGCAUUCAGCAAUAUCUAACGCCGCGUCGACCCUGUGCCAAGCUUGUCGUGGCAUAUUUGGGGGGAAGGACAAGCCCUUGGCACUAACUGUUGGUGACCUCGCUCUUGUUGCACCGCCGGGAUCACACCACCAGACUGUGCAAAGCUUCCAAAGUUCUGUGGCCUCUGGCUGCUUCAUUUGCUCGAUUGUCAAGGCAGAUUUUCCAAAGGAAGUCGGCAGUGAUAGCGAGCCAGCCACCAUCUCUCGUAUAUACAAAGUCCCUACCGGAUACCAGAUCCUCAUCAUCGUUCUGGCGAAGAAUCGGCGCACCGCAAUCUACUUGAAUACUGCCGAAUUCAACAGAACCCCAACGACUAACGUUCCAAAUUAUUUACAAGACAGUUUGGUCCAUGGGUGGAUCUCAAAUUGCUGCGGCGACGCCGAGCGUCAUGCGUUAUGCCAUCGUCGCCGUGUUGUUAGCCAGAAGAUAAAGCACCGACCGAAACUUCUCCUACACGUCAGAGAGGAGAACAACAUGACGAUGUUCCAGAUUUUGGAUAUAACAACAAAUCAGCUCCAUAUUCCAUAUGCGACUAUAAGUCAGCAUCCGGAAGUGGAAGAAACUGUUCCAGGUUCAAAGAUCGAGGAAAACUCUUUCUCCCACAGCGUCGAGGUUCUGACUCGAGGCUUGCAAGAUGCUAUCCACAUCGCAUUGGCUGCAGGUUUAUCCCAUGUCUGGGUCUCGUCGCUUUGUUCUAGUUCGGCAGACAGCCAUAGACACCGCGGUGACGUCUAUGCUUCGGCUGUGUUCAAUAUAGCCAUGCUGGACUCCACCCCUCAGACGAGCCGGCCCCUCUUUCCGGCCUCAAAACAGUGUCAAGUCCCUAUUGUUAACCCUGGCUGGUCCCCCAAGGACUGCUUGAUGGUUUAUUCCCAGGAGUCCUUUUCCGAUUUGGUAAGAAGCUCUAAUCUGUGGACCAGCGCCUCUUUUCAUCAGGACUUUCUCCUGGCGCCAGCUACGAUUUUCUGUUGCGAGCAACAGCUCUGGUUCCAAUGUCUCGAGGGAACUGUGCAUAGUUCUUGGCUCCCCACCGGCCCCAGUGAUGGCCUCGUGUCACCGCUCUGUCUGACUCGACCACAUGGUCUUGAUCCAAAAUCUUUGGACUUUGCCGUGGCUGCUGACAAGUUUGACACGCGCCUGGCGGCUUUCUGGACCGCUGUUGUGGCAGAACUUUCGGCGGCAGUUGCAAACAAUAUCGUAGCGCGAACUGAAAUCACCGACGUGAUAGCAACGAAGACAAAAGAGCUCGAAGCUCCCUCUGCACCAGAAUUCCACUUAGUAUCCUGCGCACAUGGUGUUUGGUCUCGCAUGAUUACCUAUCAACUAGCAUGGAAUUCGAAACAGACAUCAUCCAGAUCUUUAAUGUGCACUCCAAAAGCAGCCUUCGAGUGUCUUCCCAGUUGGUCUUGGCUCAGCGUUCCCGGCGCUGUAGAGUUCAAUUUUCUGACCUCUACACCUGGCCUGCAGACAACAAAUAUUUGGGAGGAUAUUGCACCUCCGCUAGCCACAGUCACGUUCGCAGAGCCCGAGACGCCCGAAUGCCUACCCAGCAAGCUCCUGGUGCACGGCAGGUUAUUCAGGGCGAUUCCUGAGUUCCCUUAUACAUCUCAAAACAAUCACCAAUACUGCCCUACGGUUGUUGAUUCAAUUGGCAAAGCAUAUGUAAUGUGGGACCGCAUCGAAGAGUUUCAAAAAGCGACAGAUACCGGACGUAGGAAUUUCUACGUGGUAUGGCCAAUUUUCGUUGUUAUUGACAAGCCAUCGUCUACGCUAGAAGCCAAAGGCCUCUUGUUACGACAGACCACGACGAAGGACGCAUAUGUUCGAUGCGGGUCGUUUAGCUAUGACCAACUUAGUGACGGGCCUGUUGCGAGUGAAGCUUUGGAGGAAAUGGUGAGGGGUGAUAAAAAGGCGUUUGAUCAUUUCGUUAUACAGUGA
Messenger RNA from Truncatella angustata, 1992 nucleotides. RefSeq lists its product as uncharacterized. The transcript is spliced from 2 exons. NCBI's taxonomy places the organism in Eukaryota, Fungi, Ascomycota, Sordariomycetes, Amphisphaeriales, Sporocadaceae. The record is from RefSeq and is a predicted model, not a curated record. Bases 1 to 1992 code for a protein of 663 amino acids.